Messenger RNA from Xenopus laevis (African clawed frog), 1068 nucleotides. Its product is annotated as nicotinamide N-methyltransferase. Lineage: Eukaryota; Metazoa; Chordata; Amphibia; Anura; Pipidae. The record is from RefSeq and is a predicted model, not a curated record. Bases 147 to 929 code for a protein of 260 amino acids. The transcript has 4 exons.
CAGCAACUAUAAAUUCACCAAGGACUGUAUUUUAUCCAGCAUCUUGUGUCAGUUCUCUCCUGCCAGAAAAUUGCACAGGAUUUCAGUUGAACAACAUUAAAUUAACUUUGAUUAUAGUAUCACAAGACUAUUAAGGAACAAUCAUUAUGAGCUGCUCAGAGCAUAAGGACUACCAUGAUGAAGAAUUUGAUCCCUGUCAUCUCUUUGACACGUACAUUGGGGCUGAUAAGACCAUUUCUAAGGAGGAGCUGGUGGAAACUCCCCUGAAAUUUUUCCAAAAUUUACUAUCAUCAGGUUCUGUGAAAGGAGAAAUAUUGAUUGGGCUUACUAUUGGCUCUUCCGUGUGUCACAGCUUUGUUGCCACUGAUUUCUUUAAACAUAUUAUAUUGCUGGAAUCUUCAGACUGUUGUAUAAAAGCCCUAGAGAACUGGAUCAGAAAUGAACCUGGAGCUGUGGAACAAUCCCACAUUGUAGAGUUUGUUUGCUCACUUAGGCAAAGCACUGAGGCGAGGAAACAUGAACAAAAAACCAGAAGUGCAAUCAAACAAGUGGUAAAGUGGGACAUCACCAAAGAGAACCCACUGGGUGCAGUUGUGUUGCCCCAAGCAGAUUGUUUAUUCACCGCUUAUUACUUGGAGGUCGUUAGCAAAGAUCAAGACAUGUACAUAAACCUUCUAAAGAAAUUAUCAUCUCUUCUGAAGAUUGGAGGUCAUCUGAUCCUGUUUGCAGCAAUCAAUCUCUCUUAUUACAUGGUCGGCCAACACAAGUUUGCUGCGCUGAAGUGCGACAAAGAGUUUAUACAAAAGGCUAUGACUGAAGCUGGGUUUAUUAUUGAGAGCUCUCAAACACACAAGAGCAAUCUGAAAUCACAAAUGAUCGAUUAUGACUCGAUUGCCUGUUUUGUGUGUCUUAAAGAAAGGCUGGUUUAGCCAGUCACAUUCAGGCACAGUUAUCAUUUGCAUUAUUAUCUGGUCUACACUUAAGAUGAGUGCACUUGAUUCCUAAAAUAUAUCCUAAUGUACUUGGGUUAUGGGGAUAUUGCCAUUAAAAUAUAUGCUUGAAACCUCA